AAAAGAUCUCAUUUAUUGACCGUACUUCAUCUCACUAUGCCAUCGAAACGUCCAAAAUGGUAGAAUCUAUUUCUACUCCGAGCGAAGUAGAAGAGCAAGCAAAUCCAGAAACAAAUCAGCGCCAACAACUCCGAAAAGAACACUACGAGCCAAGCCCAAGCUUCCCAAUCCAGCAUAAGACAUCCUCAUACAAGAAGCCAUAA
Messenger RNA from Paraglomus occultum, 203 nucleotides. Lineage: Eukaryota; Fungi; Glomeromycota; Glomeromycetes; Paraglomerales; Paraglomeraceae. The record is from the annotation of a GenBank genome assembly.